AGACCCGUUGGCUCGGGCGGCGCACCCCCCGCCGCGCGCGCGCGCGCCCGCCGAGCUCGCCGGUUCCGCGCCCCGGUUGGCAGAGCAUGGCGAUGCUCCUGUCGCGGGCGCGCCUGGGCCUGCGGCUGGCCCGCCCGGCGCGCUCGUCGGAGAUGCUGUCGGCCUACUCGGAGUCCGGCUCGUUCUCGACCUUCUCGUUCCGCAUGCGCUACACCAUCCUCCUGAAGAAGUGGAACGACCCCGCCGUGGCGGACUUCAUGUACGAGAAGUGGCUCCACGCCUGGGUGGCCGACGCCCCCUCGUACAACUACUGGUUCGUCUGCUCGCUGGCCAUGGGCCUCAUGUUCGGCUUCCUCUCGCGCCAGUGGUUUUUCAACCCGGACAUCUACGGGCGCAGUCAGGAGAUGCGCAAGCCCCUGCCCGACCGCCACAGGCAGUGGACCUACUGCCUCCCGUACUACAACCACCGCCUGCGCAACAUGUCUUGCAAGUACAAGUGGUGCAUGAUCGACAACGAGCCCGAUUGGGGCGACUUCCAUCCGCUCGGCUACCGCCCGAACCGGUCGCAGAUCCACCGCCGCCCAUGGAUGUGGUGUUUCAGCAUCAACCGCUACCUCUGCGAGGACCCGCUCUACACAUCUUGCACCCACGACAACAUGACGCGCAUGUACCAGGAGAUCGGCUACGAGAAGAAGAAGCCUUGGGAGAUCGUCGAGGAGGACUGAGCCCCUGGCGCGGGGCGGAAAUGAGGCAUUUCGGCGGCGAGCGUUAGGGGGGGGGACAGAAAAGAGCCUCUCGGAUAGCGCGAGGGCUUCUGAGAAGUCCCGCCGCCCUCUGAGAAGUCCUUCUCCUUCUCAUUUCUACCCCUCGCUCGCCGCCGAGCACUGGAGCCGGGCGCGCUGCAGGGCAGGCGGAGAGAGUUCCCGAAGAAGGUGCCCGAGCUCCCGGCGGUCCGCGCGGCGUCAGGGGGGGGGGGGCGUCGAGAGCCUCAGGGGUGAUGGGCGCGUCGGGGGUGCCAGGAGCG
Messenger RNA from Prorocentrum cordatum, 1024 nucleotides. The record is from the annotation of a GenBank genome assembly. Lineage: Eukaryota; Dinophyceae; Prorocentrales; Prorocentraceae.